GCAAACCCAGUACAGAUGCCGAAUAUUUAGGAAAAAUCGUUUCUAAAACUCCAGGUACAGAACACUGUUUAAGUGAAUGGGGAAUGCCUCCCACAGACACCUUGCUGUAUAGUUUGCAGGGACACCUGCUGUAGCAUCAGUUCAGACCCUUAAUACUUGAGUCAAGGAUGUUAUGUUUUAAGUGACUGUGUCACGGGUUCUGACCUGCCAUUUACGUAAGGGAAUUAUGUAAUUGUACAAGUAUGCAUAAUUUUGUAACAAAAUCCAAAAUCAAGUGUAACUGAAAAUAUGCUGCUCAAUUCACAUCAAUUGAACAUAUUUUAACUUUUUUAAAAAGCUAUUAAUAUACAUUUGUCUUUUUUUUUUACUGUAGGCAUUUUUUUUUUGUGCUUUAGUGGUAUUUUGAGCUGCAAAGAAACUGACAUGAUCUCAUUGACCAAGUCGUGCUGUUCAGCUGACAUCCACAAGAGGUCUAUAUACAUUAAUGAAUAAAAAAAAUUAUCCUGAGUAUUUUUUUUUAGUAAAUUAAGCAAUCAUGAUUUCCCCCCUUCAUAUGAAUGGUAGUGUCAAACUAGUCAAAAUAACUGUUGGCUGGUGUAACAUUUAAGGGAUACAAUGGACAAAAUCUACAUUUCAUGUAGCUUACUAAUAGCAUCAAUACGGAAUUCAAUAUUUUCUCCGUUUUGAUGAUAGACGUUGUGUCACUAUGCAACGCUUCAGAAAAAUUGCAACAAGGUACUGUACGUUUUAAAAAAUUAAGCUUUAGUUGUACACGCAAGAGGAAAUAUGCAUAGGCUACUCGUCUGUUAUUAAUGAAAAGCUGCUACAUGCUGCUUCAAUUCAUAUGCUCGAGAGUUCUUGCGCUGACGCACAAGCCAGGUUGUCAAGGCAACGUGGCUGUGUUGGUAACUUGAGUGACGCUAAAAAUGCACCCUACUACCCAAGACCGCAAAACAAAUGAGCACGAUUAGCAUAAAUUCGGAUUCCAAAAAUCCAUCCGACAUGAAAGGAGAAUGAGAUGGCGGACGCCUCGUUCGCCGCGCAGCCUCAUUCUGAGCUCAGUCGGACCAGACUGGUGAAACGUCCCGUAAGGAAUGCACGUGACCAGGCCAAAGUCCUCCAAAGGGCGCAGCAGACCGGCACUGAACCACACCAAAAGCGCCGACAUCAGUGCCUACCGCGAGUGCCCCGUCACCCCCCGGCCCCCGUCCGAGCGGGCUGCCCGCUCCGCCCGGCCCGCCCGCGCCCACGCCUUCCUGAGGCAGAGCAGCGCCGUUACCGCCCAGGAGGCCACCGCGCUCCUGCAGGAGGCCCUGGCCCCGCCCACCCUCAGCCUCAACAGGUACAGGGUGCUCCCCUCCAUUGAGAGGAAGGGGUCCGGCGACCCGGAGUCCUUCCGGGGCCUGGAGCAGAAGACCUCCAAGCUCAGCCUCUCCGACGACCUGAUGGUCAGUUCCCGACGCGGCCACCGGGGGCAGCAGCUCUCAAAGUUCCACGCCUCUCGGAGCAACCCAGAGAUGGGCGGGGCGCUAGGUCGCGGGGCCCCGAGGCCGCCCGACCCGAGGUCCGAAGCAGAGUGCGAGGCCGCGGAGGCCGAGGGCCUCGGGAUGGCCCCCUCUGCCGACCAGCUGGGCCUCCUGCUGGCCGUCCGCUCCCCGUGCGGUAGGAGGCUCCAGCGGCGCUUCCUCCCCACGGACACGUUGCGCGCGGUGCUCGCCGCCGCGGAGGACGCGCACGGCGCGCGGUACGGACGGGCCGUGGUCCAGACCGUGGAGGUGCCGCGCAGGAGCUUCGCAGACCUGAACGUGACUCUCGCCCAGUGCGGGAUCCAAAACCGCUCGGUUCUCUGCAUCUCCAAGGAGGACGACGGCUCCACCGACUCCACAUGAAAACCAGUGGGGCCCAGAUGCUAAUCAGCAGAAACACUCCUGCUGGUAUCAGAAAUGCAACGGACACUUUAAACGCCUUUUUUUUUUAUGUAAUGGGAGGAAGAAUCUUUCGUCUCAUUUGAUGUCACAGUAUGAGCUCUGCAACACAAUCGGGUUAUGAUCUUUUCUAUAUUUGCUAAACAAAACCGGAUAUGCCAGGUACUUUUAUGGAGUAAUUUAUGAAAUCAUGUCAAAUUUUACAAAAACACUUGCUACACAUGAUAAAAUCAAUAGAACCAGACACAGCUACGGUCAAAUAUGGCUUUGUUCAAUUUAAUAAUGAAGAUACUGUAAUCAAGAAUGGAAUUCAGCAGAAAUGUACACUUUAAAAAUCUGAAGGUACAUUUUUUUAUAUGUAAGUUUUGGUGCAUUAUAUGAAUGUUUUCCUUAUGACUAUUUGUAAUUACAAAUGAAUAUGACCUGGUUUUCCUGUACUUUAGUAUUCCAAAGCUUAUUGGGGUUUUGAAUAAAUUGAACAGGUUCUAAGA
Anguilla rostrata (American eel) is the source of this 2416-nucleotide messenger RNA. It is a transcript of the gene ubxn10, whose product is annotated as UBX domain protein 10. Gene Ontology annotation, molecular function: ubiquitin binding. The transcript is spliced from 2 exons. Gene Ontology annotation, cellular component: endoplasmic reticulum. Lineage: Eukaryota; Metazoa; Chordata; Actinopteri; Anguilliformes; Anguillidae. The coding region runs from base 1095 to 1889 and encodes 264 amino acids. The record is from RefSeq and is a predicted model, not a curated record.